GUGGUACUCAAGUAUCACUGGGAGGCCCCCACACGGGCCCAGCCGUCUUUCCUUCCAAGCUUGUCCCCACUCCUCCCGGGAAGGGGACGUAGUGGGCCUGGGGAACUGGAGCGGGAACUGCGCGCCCUCCGGGCAGCGAAUCCUCCCCGGAACUCGUUAGGAGCCGCUUGAGGGAUCGGACACACUCGGGCUGCCUCCCGCCUCUUGUCCUGGGAACUGAGCCGCUCCUAAUCCGGCCGGAAAAAACGCGCGAAACCCGAGGACCUUGGGUCCCGCCUUGGCCUGGGGUCCCCAGUGUCCUCGUAUCGGAUUCAGUCGUGACCACUAGGAACUCGACUAGGCUGCAGCUCAGACGGAGUGGUUAGGGCUCCCCCACCUCCUUCGCCCCGGGAGGCGGCAGAUUCCGACCCGCCACCCCACCCUUGCACCCCUACAGCCGCGGGGGCCCGCCCCCACUCGCAGCCCCGCCUCCCGCUGAGCUCGGAUUUCGACCCGGGAUUAGGUGAACUGAUUGGGGGUUAAUGAGAGGCGCACAGCGGGCGGCUGGCUCCCGGCUGGGCUCGUGCUCCGGGUCGGUUGUCUGGCUGCGCUGGCGCGUCCGUGUAGGCUGGUUCCCUAGACCGUCGGUGUUCCACGGAUCCCAGGCACCUUACCCUUCCUGGUCAGUGCGCCCGAAUCGGGCUCGACUUCCCCCGGACAAGCUUUGGGUCUCAGAUCUCUGCUGGACCGGGACUGAGGAAGCUCUGGCCGUGACCGUGGGCUGACAGCGGCUCCAGGGACUCUAGGAGCGCUGCGUGGGGGAAAGAGCGCCGAGCCACAAUGCCUCGCUCAUUUCUGGUCAAGAGCAAGAAGGCGCACAGCUACCACCAGCCGCGCUCCCCCGGACCGGACUAUUCCCUGCGUUUGGAGAAUGCACCUGUGCCGGGCCGAGCAGACAGCACUUCCAGUGCAGGCGGAGCGAAGGCGGAGCCCGGGGACCGUUUGUCCCCCGAGUCCCAGCGAACCGAGGCCCCUGACAGAACCUCUACGUCUCCGGACAGCUGUGAAGGCAGCGUCUGCGACCGGAGCUCUGAAUUUGAGGAUUUGUGGAGGCCUCCGUCGCCUUCCGUGUCUCCAGCCUCGGAGAAGUCCUUGUGCCCAUCGCUGGACGAAGCCCAGCCCUUCACCCUGCCUUUCAAGCCUUACUCGUGGAGCAGCCUGGCGGGUUCUGACCUGCGGCACCUGGUUCAAAGCUACCGGCCGUGCGCGGCCCUGGAGCGUGGUGCCGACCUUGGUCUCUUCUGCGAGCGCGCUCCGGAGCCGGGCCACCCGGCAGCGCUGUAUGGGCCGGAGCGGGCUGCAGGCGGCGCGGGGACCGGGACACCAGGGGGCUGCGGCACGACCAGUGGUGCCGCCGGUGGCGCGGGCCUGAGGCUCUACGGCGACUUCGGGCCCACGGCGGCAGGACUGUACGAGAGACCCCAUGCAGCGGCCGCCGGGCUGUACCCGGAGCGCGGCCACGAGCUGCGCGCAGACAAGGGCACUGGCGUCAAGGUGGAGUCGGAGUUGCUGUGCACCCGCCUGCUGCUGGGCGGCGGCUCCUACAAGUGCAUCAAGUGCAGUAAGGUGUUCUCCACGCCGCACGGGCUCGAAGUGCACGUGCGCAGGUCCCACAGCGGCACGAGACCCUUUGCCUGCGAGAUGUGCGGCAAGACCUUCGGGCACGCGGUGAGCCUGGAGCAGCACAAAGCCGUGCACUCGCAGGAGCGGAGCUUUGACUGUAAGAUCUGCGGCAAGAGCUUUAAGAGGUCAUCCACGCUGUCCACACACCUGCUCAUCCACUCAGAUACCCGACCCUACCCCUGUCAGUACUGUGGCAAGCGGUUCCACCAGAAAUCAGACAUGAAGAAGCACACCUUCAUCCACACUGGUGAGAAGCCCCACAAGUGCCAGGUGUGUGGCAAAGCCUUCAGCCAGAGCUCCAACCUCAUCACCCACAGCCGCAAGCACACAGGCUUCAAGCCGUUCGGCUGCGACCUGUGUGGGAAGGGCUUCCAGAGAAAGGUGGACCUGCGGCGGCACCGGGAGACACAGCACGGGCUCAAGUGAACAGAGCAGGUCCGUGCAGAGUGCACGCAACUGCUUACAUGACACUACCACCCCACUCUCACCCCACCCUGACUUCUCAGGCCUCCCCUCCCCCCAGCUCAGUCUGCAGGUCCCCCAAGGAUGCUUCCUGGAGCUGCCUGGGUUGGGCUGGGGAGGAAUGGGGUUUGGGUGGUGAGCUUUAUUCCUGCAGGUCAGGCAGAGUGGGAAGUGAGGGACUUGUCAGGCUGUGAGCGGGAGUCUUCUCCUCUAUGCCAGAGGAUGCAGAAUCGUGUGGGAACCACAUAACCCUUGGACCCCACUGUUACCAACCCUGCUCCACAGACAGCGAAGUCUUUCUGGGUAUUUCCUUCCUCCUCCUCCUCCUGCCUUAGCCUUAUGUGGGAGAGGAGGUGGCACCAGCGCUCACAUGUUUGUCUAGGAAGAUGAAGGAGUAUUACUUUUUGUUGUUGUUGUUCUGGGAGGACGGUUUAUUGACCUCUCCCUGUUGGGUGCUAGACUGUAUGUCUUGAAGGAAUCCUUCUUAAAAACUGGUUCAGGAACUACUUUGGGGAAGGAAUCUAGUGCUUUGGAAAUCCAUGACCUACACUGCAGAGCCGCCACAGGAAAGAGCAGAAGUGGACUUGGUGAUGAGAGGAGACUGGAGGGCCCCCCUCUGGGAGGCAUAGUACACGUGCCUGUGUACAGAGUGCCAGCUCACAUAGCACCAAGCACCGUGCUAGGUCCUGGAGAGCCAGGGUAGACAGAGCCCUGUUCCUGCUCCCUAGAAGCCAACAGCUGCCCCUCUAAGUGACAGUUUUCUCUCUCCCUCUGUGGGAUUUCUGAGAUGGUAACCCAGCAUCUUGAACCUUCCCUUGGACACUGUUGGGUUUCACCAAGUGUAAACCAAAAGUGGCUGAAGGGAGAGUCAUCUCAAAGACUUGUGGACAUCUUGGAAGACUUCAGCGUUUUUUUUUUGGCAAAGCUGAUACAUUUCAGGUUUCUCGGCUGGCAGACAUGCAAGCUACUUAUUUUCAACUUUUGGACCCUCUAUGGGGUAAAGGAGAAGGUGGUAUUUUUACUGUGGCUGCAUUUGUAAACAUUUUUGGAUCUUCUGGAGUGCAUUAUGUUUGUUGAAUAUAUAUUUAUUAGAGUGAUCUUUUAAGUUAAUAAAGUGUUAAAACUGGAAACUGGUUGCCUUUCCUUUAGGCAGGAAGUCUAGGGAAGGCCUCCGUGUUAAUCUCUGGGAAAUGCUGACACUGAAGGGAAUUGGAGUAGAGGGUCUUAGCGGAGCAAGCAAGCCCACAUCCAGAGAAAAAGCAAAAGCCAGUUGCUGGGGUUUUUGAAGACCUCUCCUUCUUUGUUUUCUGCUCCAGGACAAUUUUUUUUCUGAACAGAAACGCUAGGAAGGGUAUAAAGCAAAGCUCCCACCUUGCAGAGUCCUCCAUGUUCCCACAGGCACCUGUGCUCUGUCCUCUGAGCAUUCCAGGGACUUCCAGGCCUCAAAAGCUCUCAGACAAACACAGAAAUCAAAUUUCUGGUCUUAGCAAAUCCUUUGAUUUUCCCAAUACCAGUUUCCUUGACCAUUAAAUUUAGACCUGAUUAUAUCACCCCAUCCAUCACUGAUGGGAUCAGUGUUUAGCCAUCUUGCCCAAUGCAACAAACCAAAUCCCAAGUCACGUAUAAAGCAAUAAAAUUAGAGUCUGGAGACAUUUCAUAAAUUCAAGAAAAUGAAACCAGAAUAAUGUCCUGGCCUCAAUCCCUAUGACCAUGCUCUGGUACCUCCUGGCUGGGCUAUGCGUGGCCUGUGGUGACUCCUGGUAGAUUUCUCAUUUUCAUUGAGAUAAAAUUCACACACAUUGCAUAUGUACAUAGCAUGUGUCUGGCACUGUCUUAUGUGGUAAGGCUAUAGCAGUGAGGACAGUGUCCUGUGAAACUUUAUUUGUUUGGUUCUUGAUGA
Ochotona princeps (American pika) is the source of this 4024-nucleotide messenger RNA. It is a transcript of the gene GFI1, whose product is annotated as growth factor independent 1 transcriptional repressor. Lineage: Eukaryota; Metazoa; Chordata; Mammalia; Lagomorpha; Ochotonidae. The coding region runs from base 820 to 2088 and encodes 422 amino acids. The transcript is spliced from 7 exons. The record is from RefSeq and is a predicted model, not a curated record. Gene Ontology annotation, cellular component: nucleus.